AUCCUUCUAGUAAAGUGUAGAAGGAAUGGGAAAUGAAAUGAGCGUGUGUGGGGAGCAUGAAAGCCACAUAUUUUCUUACUUUACUAUGAUAUCUUAUCUUCUCAUAUCCUUAUUUCAUCUGCAAAGGAAGACAACAGUUGGACUAGAGACAGAAAGACAUGGCACUUCAAGCACCGGUAACUGCAAAGCUCAAGAACUCUACUCCUGCUGCUGCUAAUCUCUUAUCUCCUUCAACUAGUCAUGUUGGAUUAAGGCAAACAUCAGAUCGCUUUGCACUCAAAUCAGCAUUUUUCUCUUCUUCUAUUCAGCUCUCUGCACUUUCUCCUCCUAGACAACAAACUACAUCCCCUAAAACUUCCCUUGCACCUAAAAUCUAUAUGCGUGCUGCUUCCAAGCAAUCUUACAUUUGUCGCGACUGCGGCUAUAUUUACCAAGACCGUACACCCUUCGAGAAGCAACCUGACAAGUACUUCUGUCCAGUUUGUGCUGCUCCAAAACGAAGAUUCAGAGUUUACGAACCACCAGUGAAUAAGAAUGCAAAUGCUACAGACACUCGAAAAGCCAGAAAAGCAGAGCUUCAAAGAGAUGAAGCAGUCGGUAAAGCAUUGCCCGUAGCAAUUGCAGUUGGAGUUGCAGCGUUGGCUGGGUUAUAUUUCUACCUCAACAGUGCUUUCUAAUGCCUUCAAUGGCGAAUGACAAUAGAAGUGAUCAAUUACCAGGAACAACAAAUUUCUUCAAUUCUUCUCUUUUCCUUGUUCUGCUUUUUUUUCUUCUUCCUGCAACUGGUUGCAGUUGAUAAGGAAAAUUUUGUAACCCUAUAUUCUACUAUGUUGUAUGCCUGAAGGCUUACCUUGUGAAGGGCCAUAUCUCAGUUCCAGUUCAUUCUUGUAAUAAAAAGGAAAAACGCUGCAGUUGGAUGCACAAUAACAAUGUUGAAAGAUGUAAAUAUGGUUGUGAAGCAAUUCCCAACAGUCAUUCGAUGAGAAA
Molecule: messenger RNA, 987 nt
Organism: Papaver somniferum (opium poppy)
Lineage: Eukaryota; Viridiplantae; Streptophyta; Magnoliopsida; Ranunculales; Papaveraceae
Exons: 4
Coding region: 159-677 (172 amino acids)
Molecular function (GO): iron ion binding
Source: RefSeq, a predicted model, not a curated record